This is a messenger RNA of Talaromyces stipitatus ATCC 10500, 1629 nucleotides long. Its product is annotated as arrestin (or S-antigen) domain protein. The record is from RefSeq and is a predicted model, not a curated record. NCBI's taxonomy places the organism in Eukaryota, Fungi, Ascomycota, Eurotiomycetes, Eurotiales, Trichocomaceae. The coding region runs from base 1 to 1629 and encodes 542 amino acids. The transcript is spliced from 2 exons.
AUGCGAAACCCUCGUCUAAAGGUCGACAUUUUCCUAAACGGGCAGGUCAAAGGCCUCGUCCCGUCGUAUACUACCUUUGACAAAAUCGAGGGCGAGGUCCAUAUUCAAGCCGACAGAGAUACGGAGUUCGAUCAUAUCCAAAUCAGUUUUGAAGGUACAUCCAAAACAACCAUUCCGCGACAAUCCCCUGUCGCGCAUCUAGCGAAUAAUUUAAAUGCUUUCCAUCCAUUUCUCAAACUUCGUCAACCCAUCGAUCCAAAUACAUACGCGGAACCGCGAGAAUUGAAGCCUCUCGAAACUUAUAUCUUUCCAUUCACCUUUGUCGUUCCUGAACAUUUGCUUCUUCAUGCCUGCAACCACUACACAAGUAAUCCGCAUUUGAAGGUGGCACAUACACAACUCCCCCCAACACUCGGAGAUGCAAUGCUCUCCGACGACGGCAAAACAAUGAUAAACGACAUGGCCCCAAUGAUGAGUGAAAUAGCAUACAAACUCAAAGUCUCGGUUAUGAAGAAGACACCCCCAACGAGCCCAAAAGAGUUUGUUGCCUUGUCCUCCGUUGCGAAAAAAGUACGCAUUAUCCCCGCUACGACCGAGCAACCGCCCCUAGAAAUAGGAUGUAAUAAUGCAGAGGGAUAUAGAAUUCGACGAGAGAAAUAUGUUCGCAAAGCCUUGCUGGGAGGGAAGACGGGUCGUUUGGUGGUUACUGCUGCGCAACCGAAGCCUCUCGAGUUACCUGCGCCAAGCAAUACGGUUAACGGCUGCAAGGCUGCUGUUAAUAGUCAUGUCAAACUUCAUGUUCGAUUUGAUCCUGAGACGGAAGAUGAGGAACCGCCGCGACUUCGGUCGACUUUUAGCAAACUGAAAGUGUCGACUUUCUAUUCUGCGCAAGCCUGGACGGAUUUUCCGUCCUUGGAAAUUGCCCAAGCGCCCGCUCAUACCUCGAAUGGUGUAUACUGUGAGACGAUCAAUCUGUCCUCUCUGUGCGUGGGAGCAGCUCAGUGGAAGAAACACGACGGCACGGAUAGUUCUCGAGAUGGCUCACGACGCAGUUCGCUUAUAUCCGAUUCAUCGUCCUCGCUGGCAGAUAGUCUGAGUCAUCAUCCAUCGGCAUCAUCUUCGUAUUUCGGAAAGACGUUUUACACUGCAUCUAUACUCGUCCCUGUCACGCUGCCGGCGAAUAGAACGUUCGUACCCACGUUUCACUCCUGUCUCGUCUCGCGUGUCUACACGCUCGAUCUGUCGUUAUCAUACCAACCUCCUCACGUAAAACUCCCUAUCGCACCGAGCAUCUCUCUCAACAUUCCUAUCCAAAUCACAUCCGCACCCGGCAAGGGCAUCGCUCUUCUAGCAGAUGAUCUGAUGAUGCUCCCCGAAACCCAGAUCGAGGAUGAGUACUAUCGUCCACGAAACGUUUCGCCCCCUAGUGAAGAGGAUUAUCUUGACCGGUAUUCACCAUAUUCUUCGCUGAUGUCGACAAAUGAGUCGUUCCAAGAUGACGUUGAGCCAAACACUGGCAAUGGUGGUGGACAUGCGCCGCCGGAGUACUCGACAAUCACGCAGACGGGGAGUGGUGUGCGGACGUCAAGCCUUCAGUCUCCUGCUUGGAUGCUUGGGAGCCUUCGGUGA